CACGACUCACGCAGUAUCGACUCUGAAGUAAGGAGGUAAGUCGGCUGUCAGAUCACAGUCAUCAUUUACUCAACCGCUACUCGAACCCCUGGAAGGUAGUACCAGCAGAAGUGUUGCGCUGCAGCCUACGCCAAAGCGUCAUAGCGCUUGCUGCAAUUGGCUGGUGUUCUACGGGUCCGUUGUACCAGUCUUUACAAUCGAGCUCAAACCGGGUAUAUAUAAUGAGAGAAAGCAGCAUUACCUAGGACUCACUGCGCACUCUUGACUCAUGGAUUCUCGACUGGAGAAAGGGCCUGUCUGUGGUGUAGAAAAUUGUCGAUCCCGAUGGUAUGAAGAAGGUGAAGACGGCUAUCGCUACUGUCAGAACGGGCAUCAACAGUUUGGCUUGAUUCGCGCUGCAGCAGAUGACGAUGAUUUCACCCUUGCGACAACAACAAGAACACGCAAAAGGAAGGACACAGAUGAUCAAGUCAAGAUAGCCAAACACUUCAGCGGACGGCAAGCCCUUGACUUGUACCUCAAAUGCCUUCAACUCAUCUUGCGACACCAAGUAUGGUACCUAGUGAAAGAGAAGGACCUCCCAGAGGAAUUGGAGUUGAUAACUCUGGACCUUUGGGCUCUUCGGAUCGCUCAGUUCGGCGACAGGAUUGCCAGUGACAAGUUUGCCGACUCACAGUCCCAGUCACAAGUCUUUAGCACCCUCGAGACCGACGACAGCGAGACUGAUGAUGCGAGAGGCACGCUCAGAACACCCAAGGGACGAGACAAGAAGCUCAGUGGCGUUCCGAACCUUCUUGACAGUCUGGCAUUAUGUUACCUGGGAAUCCUGACGCUACGACUGCCAAUCACACCCGGGGACAUCUACCACUGGGUCUCGGAAGGCAAGCUAGCCUACAGAGGAGCUAUCAAACACUUACCCUUACCGAUGCGAGACCGCCUGCCGCCCUCAUAUCAUGCCAUCUUGAACCCGAAUGCACUUCUGAAGUACAAGCGGUUUUAUGCGGCAGUCACCGACUUACAGGUUAGCUUUACGAAAGAUCACAGAAUUGCGUGGGCGCCGCUGAAUCACCGUCUCCUGCUGUUUCGAUAUCUCAAAGAGCUGGCUUUGCCUCUCGAAAUCUACGAUGUCACUAUUCGACUCAGCAAGCUUCUCGGGUACGAUUUCGUGCUGCACCAGGAUGGGGAGAAGAGACUCGGCAUCAAACAUCUACCAGAGGCACAGCUGGUCGGCUGCCUGCUCGUGUGCGUCAAGGUGCUGUACCCUUUCGACGGGGAAGUACGACAUCCACGUUCAGCUGCCGAGCCCACGGCAGCAGUGAUCAGUUGGAGACACUGGCACGAGCAGCUUCGAUCUGCAAAGGCAGGACAGGAAGGCCACGAUCAGCGCUACACAGUCGAGGAGCUGACCAAGCUUGAGGAGAAGGACGUCUUCGACAUGGCACCUGACCGGCUUGAUCAAUAUCUCGACUUCUACGCAGACACAUUCCUCGACAAUGCAGAGAUACAGCGAACGAAAGACACAGACGACUUCCGCAAUGCAAUCUACGGUAUGUUCCCUAUCGCAGGAACACCAACAGCCUCUGCAAACCUAAGCCCGGAUGGACUGCAAAAGAAAGACGACAUGGCAAUGGUCAGAGCUGUGCAUGGCUCCAUGCAAGCAAGGACGACAGUGGAAGACGACGAAGUCGGUACUGGAAUUUUAAGGCCUGGUCAGUCAUACCGGCCUUACAGGAAGGAGAAAGACCUACCAGAGCAUGCCAAGGCAUUUUAUGAGGAGGUCGUGAAGCUGGCGGGAUUGUCGAUGGAUAUGUUGAUGAUGGCGGUCUUCUUCACAGAGGCGAGGAUUGAGAAGUGGCGGAGGAAGCAGAGGGAGGCAACGAAGCAGGGACCAGACGAUGGUUGAAGAGCCUUGGUACAGUGCACGAGGUGUUGCUACAACGACAAUGUGCACGGUAUAGGAAUUCGCUGGAUGUAGCUCAAAAACCACGUACUCUUGCGUUGCAGAAAGAGCUGGACGCAAGAGCCUGGCUUCUAGCAUUCCGGAGCAGCUUCAAAAAGUACUC
This is a messenger RNA of Macroventuria anomochaeta, 2063 nucleotides long. RefSeq lists its product as uncharacterized. Gene Ontology annotation, biological process: nucleolar large rRNA transcription by RNA polymerase I; RNA polymerase I preinitiation complex assembly. NCBI's taxonomy places the organism in Eukaryota, Fungi, Ascomycota, Dothideomycetes, Pleosporales, Didymellaceae. Bases 269 to 1903 code for a protein of 544 amino acids. Gene Ontology annotation, cellular component: RNA polymerase transcription factor SL1 complex; RNA polymerase I core factor complex. The transcript is spliced from 3 exons. The record is from RefSeq and is a predicted model, not a curated record. Gene Ontology annotation, molecular function: RNA polymerase I core promoter sequence-specific DNA binding.